Leucoraja erinaceus (little skate) is the source of this 3335-nucleotide messenger RNA. RefSeq names its product nascent polypeptide-associated complex subunit alpha. Gene Ontology annotation, biological process: protein targeting to membrane. The record is from RefSeq and is a predicted model, not a curated record. NCBI's taxonomy places the organism in Eukaryota, Metazoa, Chordata, Chondrichthyes, Rajiformes, Rajidae. Bases 235 to 3231 code for a protein of 998 amino acids. The transcript has 7 exons. Gene Ontology annotation, cellular component: nascent polypeptide-associated complex; cytoplasm.
GACUUGCAUGGCCCAGAUCUUCAGCUUCCAUCCCCCCAAACAGUCAACAAACAACCUUCACCCCUUCUGCCUUCCCCUGUCCUACCUCCUGUCCAGUCUCCUUCAGAGCUCUUUCCAUCUUCUAUUUCUGUUCUUUCCUCUGAGGUGCUCUCUCUCCCUCCUGCUGACCCCACCACUAGCCAACUGCCUUUGUCUCCCGAACCAGCUGAUGUUGUCGGGCUGCCUUCAUCUGACAUGGCUGCUACUUCUGUUGAGCAUUUGUCCGCUGAUUCGGUUGUUGCUGCCACUGUUGAACCGUUGAGUUUGGGCAGUUCCCAAGUCAGCGAACAAUCUGAGUUGUCUCGUCACGCUACUGUUUCUUUGGCCACUGAAGUAGAUUCUGACCUGGGACUGUCCCCAUCUGACGUUGCUGAUGCUAUACCUAUACCUCUGCCUGCCCCUGUGGCUCCCACUACUACAUCGGCUGAAGUGGUUGAUGGCCCCAGCAUCGAUCAGUUGCACGUGCCCACUGACCCUCCAAAUCCCAUUGCAAUAGGCAGUGAGGUUUCGACUCAAUUGGAGGCAAGUAUUAUGCCUGGGUCUGUGAGGAAUGAAGAGGUCCUCCCUGAUGCUGUAGUUCCCAGCGAUGUUAUUGCUAUUACUCUGCCCCCACUCACUGACCUCCCUGUGUCCCCUUCUGCUGGGCAGCCUUUAGCUGAUGCACCUGGAAUCCAAGCAGAACUGUCCUCAUCUGACAGUGAUAAUGCUGCUACCCUGGUGGUCACUGCCACUGUUCAUCCACCUUUAUCUGGUGAUGUUGCAUUUUCUAACCUUGCUGAUGGACUGCCUGCAUCCCACGUCUCUGAUGACAGCUCUGGACUUCCUGCAUGUGAAUGUGUUCUAGCCGCCACCUCUGUGGUUGCUGCCAAUGCCCUGCAGCUGCCUUCCCCCGCUGGCACACAAGUUGCAACUUGCAUCGGCAUGAAGCUUUUGCCUGAAGUUGCUGAACCUAUGGCCACUAUAUCUUUGCCCAGUCAAGGUAUUAUUACUGCGCUUGGGUUGUCUUUACCCGAUAGUGUUACUGUUGGUGAAAGACCAGUGUCCACUGAAAGAAUUGCUGACCUGAUGCCUCCACCCCAUGAGAGUGUAGGUGAAGCUGUGCAAUUGCCUGUGCCCUCUGAGGCUGCCAGCGAUCCUGUGCCUUCUGAUGCUGCCAAUAAUCAGGUCCCUUGUGUCCCCAAAGAUGAAGCUGCUGCCAGCGAUCCUGUGCCCUCUGAGGCUGCCAGGGAACAGGUCCCUUGUGCUCCCAAAGGUGAAGCAGCCACCGAUCCUGUGCCCUCUGGUGAGCUUGCUGCCGAUAGGGUCCCUAGUGUCUUAGAAGAUGAGGCUGCCAGCAAUCCUGUGCCCUCUGAGGCUGCCCGCGAUCAGGUCCCUUGUGCCCUUGAAGGCGUGGCUGCCACCGAUCAGUUUCCUUGUGCCCUCAAAGGUGAAACUGCCAGUGAAUGUGUGCCCUCUGAGGCUGCCAGUGAUCAGGCCCCUUGUGCAUUUGAAGGUGAAGCUGCCAGCAGUCCUGUACCUGUGCCCUCUGAGACUGCCACCAAUCAGGUGCCUUGUGUCCUCAAAGAUGAGGCCACCAGUGAUAAUGAACUCUUGUCUCCUCUGAGUGCCACUGAUCAAGCGUCUUUACCUAAUGAAGAUGCUGAUAAAAUUGCCUUUCCCCCUCAAGGUGUGUGUGAAGCUAGUCCAGUGCUUUUGGCCUUUGAGGAUGCCACUGAUCAGGCAGUUUUGCCUCCUCAACAUGGUGCCAGUCAGGUGCCUUUUGCCCCUGAGGGUGAUGCUGCAGCUCGGGUCCCCUUUCCCUAUGAGGGUAAAGAUCAAGGUCCCAAAACACCUGAUCAAUUGACUUGUUCCACUGAGGCUGCUCCCGAGCGCCCGCUCUUACCCAGCUCUGACAGUAUGUCCUCUGCUCUGUCCGUUGAGUCCAGUGCCAUUGAAGGUCCACUUUCUGUAGAUGGCACCACUGAUUUGCCAUUGUCUUCCACUCCUCUGGCCGACACAGUGGACGAGUCAUCAGCUCAGCCUCCAGUUGUGGAAGCUGAACUUCAUGUUCCUGUGUCCCCUUGCCUUCCUGAGCUGCCUUCCGCCACCUCCGAAUUUUCUGUAGGUCAAGAAAUCCCCUGUGCUGAUAAUGCUUACAUUGAGCAGUCACUAACAGUAGACCUGCCUGCUUCAGAGCCUCAUUCCCUGCUCUCCCAUCUAACUGACCAGGUUGCUCAGUGUACUGACUUGCUUCUAUCUCUUGAUCCCACUGAGAAUUCCCAGCUUCAAUCCCCUCUGCACGCUACUACUAAGCUGCCACCCUCUCCCCGCAUUGCUGAUUAUUCACCUGAUGUACCUCCAUCUUCUGAACUUUCUUUAUCUUCAGAAUCUAGACCUGUCACUGAAUUUCCUCCAUCUCUCAUUGUCCCACCUGCCUCUGUUCAACUCACUACCCCAUCCCCUGAAUCAUCCUCGGCUGUCCAAAUUGAUGACGAUGAUGAUGAGAUGCCUCCUCUGAUUUCUGCGAUCAACGAGACCCCCCUCUGUGAGGCUCCUGCCCCACCUGUUCUUGAGAAGGCAAUUCCCAAGAUUUCUCUGACUGGAAAGGAGUCGGUGGUGAAGCAAAAUGAUGAGGGGUCUGGGACAGAAUCGGACAGCGAUGAGUCGGUACCAGAACUGGAAGAACAGGAUACAACGCAGUCAGCAACACAGCAAGCCCAGCUUGCAGCUGCAGCCGAAAUCGAUGAAGAGCCAGUUAGCAAAGCAAAACAGAGCAGAAGUGAAAAGAAGGCACGAAAAGCAAUGUCAAAACUGGGUCUCCGUCAGGUUACUGGGGUAACGAGAGUCACGAUAAGAAAGUCGAAAAACAUACUAUUUGUCAUCACAAAGCCAGAUGUCUACAAAAGUCCUGCAUCCGAUACCUAUAUUGUUUUUGGUGAAGCUAAGAUUGAGGAUCUAUCUCAGCAAGCACAGCUUGCCGCUGCAGAGAAAUUCAAGGUACAGGGAGAAUCUGUUGCCAAUAUCCAAGAAAACACACAGACUCCAACUGUACAGGAGGAGAGCGAAGAAGAAGAGGUUGAUGAAACCGGUGUAGAGGUCAAGGACAUAGAGCUGGUCAUGUCGCAAGCCAACGUGUCCCGAGCUAAGGCUGUCCGCGCAUUGAAAAAUAACAACAACGAUAUUGUAAAUGCUAUUAUGGAGUUGACGAUGUAAGCUGCAGGAACUAAGUGGGUAACAGUCCUUUUGGUGCAGCAUCAGUACAUUUGUACCAUUUAUAUUGAUAAAUCUUAAAUAAAGAUGUGGCUUGAAAUAGUUAA